AGAGAAUCCACGCCACCAUCAAAAGCUUUCACACGCCACAAUUUAAGGACGUCCUUAAAGAAGGUUUGUUGUAUAAGAUUCGGCAUUUCAUGGUGGCUACCGAUGGAAAAGACUACAAGACCACUACCAACAAAUAUAAGAUCAUCUUUUUUAAGAAAACAAAAGUUUUUGAGUUUGAAGAUGCAACGUUUCCUAAUGAGGUUUAUAAGUUCAGACAAUUCGAGACAAUAUUGUCCACAAAGAUCUUGAAUGAGAAGGAAAUGUUUGAUGUGAUAUGCGUGGUUGUUGGCAAGUAUGGUCUAAAGGAACUCACAUACAACAACCGUCCUCAUAAGAUUAUGGAGAUUUUUGUUUGUGAUAAUAUGUACGUCAAAUGUAUACGUAGUAUUAGAUUAAAGAAACUUAUUUGUUUGUUGAUUAUCCAUUUGGUUAUGCUAAUAAAUUUUUCCGUUUUUUAAAUCAAAGGAUGAGACAACUACGAUGCUCUUUAUGGGAUCAGUAUGCCGACCAAAUUUUA
Molecule: messenger RNA, 517 nt
Organism: Cuscuta epithymum
Lineage: Eukaryota; Viridiplantae; Streptophyta; Magnoliopsida; Solanales; Convolvulaceae
Source: the annotation of a GenBank genome assembly